Paramecium pentaurelia is the source of this 1481-nucleotide messenger RNA. NCBI's taxonomy places the organism in Eukaryota, Ciliophora, Oligohymenophorea, Peniculida, Parameciidae. The record is from the annotation of a GenBank genome assembly.
UAUGUCUAAGAAGGGUAUUGAUUGGGUGAGUACUUUGAAAAAGUUUGUUGAUUCUAAACAAUAAAGAACUGCAUAAGAAAUAGAUGAUGAAACUGAUCAAUUGUUUCUUGAUUAUAUUGAAUAAGCAAGAAAGAAAGUAUAUUUAACAGUCUAAUUUAAUAGGAAUAAGAAGAAGAUCCAAGUUAUAAAAAAAUACCUAAAUUUUUCUAAAAGGCCUCAGUUACAAAUGAAAAUUAAUUAAGUUUCAGAGUGAGAUAAGAAGCAAGAACAAGAUUUUUGAAUCAUAAAACUGGUGAAAUAUUAGAUAAAGAAGAUUUAGAAAAAUUAUGGACAGAACUUAAAAAUAAUAUAUCACCACCAGAUGAUAAGAAAGAAAGAAUUAAUUAUAAUUCAUUUUUAACAAUUGCUUCAUUAUUACCUAUUAAAUGUAGACAUUUUUUUAGUGCAUCCACUUUUUUAAAAUUUGACAGAGAUGAAUAUGGAAGAAUAGAUAUUGUUGCAUUCUUUCAUUCAAUAGUUAGGAAAGUCAAUCUAUUUUAAACUAGAAUAUAAAUAAGUUUGUAUGAUUCAAUUGGGUAUAUAUUAUUAUAUAAUAUUUUCUAGAAAUGGAUAUUUACGAGAAAAAGACUUAGAGAAUUACAUCUUUGAAUUAAUACCUACAUUUCCUUAGUUAGAGAAAUUAGAUGUAAAAUAAAUUGUUAUUUUUUAAUUUAGUAAAACUUUUAUCCUUUUUAUGUUAUUACAGCUGUCAGAAAGUUCUUUUUCUUUUUGGAUUCUAAAAGAACAGGAAGAAUAUAUAUUAAAGAUAUGUUAACAUCCCCAAUCUUAGCUGAAUUAUAUGAAUUAAGAUAAGAAAAGUUAACCUUAGAAGAAUUAGGUUAGAAUUGGUUUUCAAAAUAAUCUGCCUUAAAAGUUUAUGAGAGAUAUCUGAAAUUGGAUAAUGAUCAUAAUGGUUUAUUAUCAAAAUAAGAAUUAUCUAAGUAUUCAUGGGGAUUAACAGAUAUAUUUAUUGAUAGAGUAUUUGAAGAAUAUUAAACAUUCGAAGGAGAAAUGGAUUAUAAAACAUUUUUAGGUAUUAAUAAUAUUUAUAAAUAUAGAUUUUGUACUUGCAAUGGAAAAUAAAAAAAGUCAAUAAGCAAUAUAGUAUUUCUGGAGAAUAUUAAAUGUUUAUCAUAAACCAGCUAUUGAUUCUUUUGUUAUCAACAUGUUUUUUAGGCCAAUUAUUUAAAAAUUGGAGCAUAAAGUAGACAUUUAAAAUACUAUUUAAGGAUAAAUUUGGUUUUAAUGUUGAAGAUGUUAAAGAUGAAAUAUUCGAUAUGGCUAAACCAGCAAUAUCAACUGCAAUCACUUUGACUGAUUUAUAAAAUUGUGGUUAAGGAGAUAUAAUUAUUAGUAUGUUAAUAGAUGCUAAAGCAUUUUAUGAAUAUGACCAAAGAGAAAGUGGUUAAUUACUUGAAGUUGAAGAUUAUGAAGAAUUUUGA